UGGCCUAAUGCCCCUGUGGGCCGGCCUGCCGCCGCGACAGGGCCUCUGACACUGCGCGCCCGGCCAGGUUCCGGAAAGCUGUCUGCGCGGGCAGGGAGCGCAGGCUCAGGCGGCCCCGAAGCAGUAGGCUGCCCGCAGCAGGGGUCUCGCACGCACCCCCCCUCCUCCCUCUCCCCCGCUCCCACCUCCUAGCACCAGGGUGUGGGCUAGGACUGGCGUGGCGGGGCGGUGGCGCCGAGUGCAGUUCCGCGCAGGAGCCGGGCGCAACGCGGCACACAGGGACCCAGAUUUAACCCAUUGGAAUUAAUGAUGGCAGCCAGACUAAGCUUUGAACAAAGGAAGUUCAUCCUAAAAUGCUACUGGAAGUUUGAAAACACAGUUGAAGUGCAAGGACAGUUUAGGAGGGAGUUUCAAACAGCUCCACCUACGCGACUUACCAUCACUCGAAUUAGAGAUAAGUUUGAAGCGGAUGGAACUGUUCAGAACGUCCACAGGAAGCGCUCCGGAAGGCCACGGACAUCGACAAGCCCCACAAAGCAAGAACGGGUCCUGGAGAUGUACCACCAGAGUCCAGGAAAGUCCGUGCGGCAAGCGAGUCGCGAUGCAGGAAUUUCAAAGUCGUCCGUCCAUCGAAUUUUGAAACGCUGCCAUUGGAAAAGUGACAUCCCAAGAUUAGUCCAUGCGAUCAGUGAAGACGACCCGGACCGAAGAGCGGAGUUUUGCAAAUGGUACCUGGCAAGAUGUGUAGAAGACGCACACUUUCCAACAAAGAUCGUGUGGAGCGACGAGGCGACGUUUAAAUUAAAUGGUUGGGUUAACCGCCACAACUGCACCUACUGCGGACCUGAGAGUCCACACGUGGCGGUGGAGCAUUCUGUUAAUUCGCCAGGAGUCACCGUGUGGUGUGGCUUGUCAUCAAGAGGAUUAAUUGGGCCAUUCUUUUUGGAUGCGACUGUGACUGGUCCCAUGUACUUGAACUUGCUGCGGCAGUCUGUCAUGCCACGCAUUAGAGAGGUCUUUGAAGACGAGGAGUUUUAUUUUCAGCAGGAUGGGGCACCCCCUCACUACCAUUGUGAUGUCACAUCCUACCUCGAUGAGAUCUUGCCAAACAGGUGGGUUGGACGAAGGGGUUCUGUAGAAUACCCUCCUCGUUCGCCCGACCUCACGCCUCUAGACUUUUUCUUAUGGGGACACUUGAAGGAUAAAGUCUACGCUACCAAACCGGCAGCAGUCGCUGCACUGAGAAUAGCCAUUGAACGAGAAUGCACUCAAAUAUCAAAUGAAAUGCUUCUUGAUGUUUGCGGUUCCAUUGCUUCACGUUAUCAGCAGUGCCUGGAUCACAAUGGACAUCAGUUUGAAAACAGGCAUUGACAAAACAAUUAAACAGUGUCCGUAGAUUCUAUUACAUUUUGAAAAUGAAAUUUAUUUUAAUAAACACUGCCCUUAUCAUUAUUCAAAGUGUGUG
This is a messenger RNA of Myotis daubentonii (Daubenton's bat), 1465 nucleotides long. Its product is annotated as histone-lysine N-methyltransferase SETMAR-like. Lineage: Eukaryota; Metazoa; Chordata; Mammalia; Chiroptera; Vespertilionidae. Gene Ontology annotation, molecular function: nucleic acid binding. The record is from RefSeq and is a predicted model, not a curated record.